Thalassophryne amazonica is the source of this 6118-nucleotide messenger RNA. RefSeq names its product HIVEP zinc finger 3a (gene hivep3a). The transcript has 9 exons. Gene Ontology annotation, cellular component: nucleus. The record is from RefSeq and is a predicted model, not a curated record. Gene Ontology annotation, molecular function: DNA-binding transcription factor activity, RNA polymerase II-specific; RNA polymerase II cis-regulatory region sequence-specific DNA binding. Lineage: Eukaryota; Metazoa; Chordata; Actinopteri; Batrachoidiformes; Batrachoididae. Bases 409 to 6078 code for a protein of 1889 amino acids. Gene Ontology annotation, biological process: regulation of transcription by RNA polymerase II.
CGUCAGACUUGACGCGCUGGUGAAGCCGUGGCCGCGCCGCAGAGAAGUGAAGUUGAGCAUCCUGCAGGUCCGCUUACUGGAGACAGAAGACUCAUCAGUUUAACUGGGUUGAAUUGACAUCAUUGUGUGAAGCCGCUGGACACCCCAAGAGCUGCGUGAUGGGAUAUAUUAGGUCAACGUGGCAAAGGAUUUCCUUCAACAGUUUAUCACAGUUUGAUUCUUUGAUGGCUUCAUUCUUCAUCUGAUGGCACCCUUCUGCUCAGAAGCAAGAAAGUUCACACAAAUGCACAUAUUUUAAUAAAACCUACCCAGAUUAAACCCAUUUCCCAGUUAAUGAUUUGGUUCAAAUUCCUGUAGCCUGACACAGGCAGACGCAUCCUACGUGUUUACCCGAGGCUGUUCCAUUUUAUGGAGGCCUUGAAUAGUCGUCUGGCGACUGGGGAGCAGUCUGGAGGUCAAGAACAUUGUCAACCAGAGUCUCCUCGCCAAGGACAACAGCCUAGGUCUCCCUCCCAGCAACAUCAGCAACAACAGUCUAGCUCCCAGAAGCCUCAUGACUCACUUCAGCAACCCAAACAGUCCAGAAGACAACACGCGGAACGUAAACAUCUCAGGCACCAGCGGCAUAGCAUUGACUCAGAUACGACUUCGGAACACAAGAAUGAGGCGACAACAGCAACAACUAAAGCAACCUGUGUUUCUGAUUUGUCAGCAGGAGCGGCAACUUCCUCAGCGGCCGGUACAGCCCACUCAAAACCAGAAACCCAGGAGGGCAUCCCAAAAGAGAAACGAGAGCGUAAACCUCAGAGACCUGGCAAAUAUGUCUGCACUUACUGUGGCCGUGCAUGUGCAAAGCCAAGUGUCCUUCAGAAGCAUAUUCGCUCACACACGGGAGAACGACCCUAUCCCUGUGCCCCAUGUGGCUUCUCGUUUAAGACCAAGAGCAACCUGUAUAAACACCGUAAAUCACAUACCCAUCGGGUCAAGGCUGGUCUGGCACUUGGAGAGCCAAGAUAUUUAGAGGACCAAAUCACAGAGUCAGAAGAUGAAACCAGACAGCUAUCAUCAACAUCUCACAAUACAGAAGGAGAAGGCAGUGUAUCGUCUAUCAAAAGCCAUGAAACCCACAAGGCCAAAGACUGCAGUGGAGUACCUGAUGACUCCUAUGCAGUUAAAAAGAGACUAGCCAUGCGUCUAAGUAGAGGGAAACAUGGCCCUGCAGGCUCCUCGGCUGAAAAGGCCGUACCUCUGAUUUUGGGUAGUAAAGGCAGUACAGAAUCUGGCUACUUUUCUCAUUCUGAAAGUAUUGAACAGUCACAGGACAGCCCCCCAAGUACAAGUGCCAAAAGCUAUGCGGAGAUCAUUCUCGGCAAAUAUGGGCGUCUUGGACAACUACAGAGGAUGUCCCGUCAUCAGAACCAGCAGCCCUCUGUUCAAGAUGACAAAAGUAUCCCAUUCACACUGCCCAAAAAGCAGGUCAUUGAUCAUAUCACAAACCUGAUCACUAUUAACGAAGCUGUGGUAGAUACCAGUAAAAUUGACAGUGUGAAGCCAAGGAGAUUCUCACUGUCUAGAAAGAAUAGUUCAGAGUCUCAGAAGAGUCCAUUGGUUAAAGAACCUGUUAUUCAUACCCCCAAACCUCCAGAGUUGUGUUAUAAAAGUAGUGGCUCCAUUACGAUGGGAGUACCAUGUGAAAAAUUCCAACAUCAAGCUCUAAAUGUGGAACAACCAAGUGGCCAAACAUCCACAAGUGUUCUCCUUAGAAGCCACUCUAUGCCAUUGACAGCUACGUCUUUUGAUGCCCCCAGUGGUACACCAAGUAGGUUUUGCCAAAGUCAUUCUUACGAUGAACGACAGCCUUCUGAAAUGCAGGCUUCCCGUCAUUAUGGGAUGCUAAGACGACAGCCAGCGAUUGAAAUUCCACUUAGUGCAGAACUUACAAAUGAGGAAUAUGAUAGUUCUCAGUCAUUUUACUCUGACAGCUUAGCCACUGUGCCUGACCACAAGCAAAGUCAAUCACAGCCAUACGAGUGUGAGGUCUGUGGCACUGGAUGUAAAAACUGGGAAGGUUAUAAGGAACACAAGCAGAGCCUUUGUUUAGCCCAUCAUCCGGCAACUACACGUGAAAAGGUGGUUAGUCAAAAGGAGUGCUCACAAUUACUGAGCCAAGCAGUCAGACCGGGAAUGUCACUGAUGCGCAAGAGAAGGAAAGAAGAGAGUUUUGAAUUUGAUGACCCCUCCUCUCUUUUACCAUCUCAGGAUCUCUCAACAAAACAGAGCAAAGAUGGAAACACUGUAGCUUAUGAGGCUCACAGGAGAGCAACAAUGCAAACCUGCUCAGUCAUUCAACAUACUAGUUCAUUUGAAAAGCAAGACUCUUUGUGCAUUGAAACGCAAGUCUCUGGGGUAGCAAAAACCUCUCCACCUCACAAAGAACAUCCACAGGUGCCUCAGAAACAACAGCAGUCAACAAAACUAACAACGCGAAAGCUGGUUCGCCAGCACAAUGUACAGGUUCCUGAAAUACUGGUGACAGAGGACUCAAGCAUGAGCAUAGUGACGUCAAUGGAGCCGACAUCAACCGCAAAACAAGCCGAGAAACUUGACGAAUUUCAUUGGCCACAGAGAAGCACCUCUCUAGCUCAGCUCCCUAUCGAAAAGCUUCCCCCUAAGAAAAAACGCUUGCGCUUAGCUGAGGCUACGCAGUCCUCAGGAGAAUCCAGUUUUGACUCCGUGUGCUUGUCUCGCAGCCCAAGUCAGGACAGCAGUGCCUCUUAUGCUUCGAGUCGCUCCACGUCGUUUGAAGAAACAAACCGGCCAGACAUGGAGACAGUAACAUCUACACCACUAAGGAGAUCAAGAGCUUCUCACAUGUUGACCGUACCUGGGGUGCCUCAACACCGCGAGAUGAGGCGCUCAGCCUCUGAGCAGGCGCCUCAUGAGCCACAAGCAGGUCUCCUUAUGGCCGAGACCCGCAGCAAAUCAUUUGAUUACAGCAGCAUGUCCCCAGAGCGCUCUGCAGCUGGAUGGAGAGAAAGAAGGAAAUGUUUGCUUAUAAGGCACUCUGCUGUUCGAGAUCCAGAUGAAGAAGAGAAGUCUGCUGUACCGAGCCAUAGUCCUGAACCCGUCACCUCCUGCGUAUCUUCUCAGGCAAGCCAAACGUCUGUAUAUGGCAGCAGAUUACCAAGUUCUCCUGUAUCAGGUGACACAGUCAUACGUAACACAGUUCAGUCAUCUGAGUGGAAAGUCAGUCAGACUAUUCAGUUAACAGAUGUUUCAGAGGGUUCCCUCACUCACGGACCACCUGUUGAUACAUUAAAGGAAAGUGUCUCACACAUGCCUACAGGGCAGCGACCUCACAGAGUCACGGAGCCGAAUGUCACACGUGCCCUGUCAGGCGCCGCCAGAGCUCAUUACCUUCCUGUGUCAACAGGGUUGAAGCUAGAGAUUCCCUCACAGCAUAGUGACUACCCCGGGGUUCGAGAACAUCCUGUUCACGUCCAACACUCCCUCACUCAUGUUACAUCCUGUCUGGAGUUACUGAGGCCACCCACAUCAGCGGCAGUAGCAGUACGUGUCCAGAUGGAUACUCUGACCCCAGCCUCUGCCAUAUACACCACGCUGUCUCAGUCAGCCUCGGCGUGGCCCAGGGAGGCUUUGGAUGCUGUUUCACAUCACAUCGGUGUCCCAGCAGCUGAAUGCAGACACCAUAAAGACACUAGUGUGUUUUUUCAGGUAGGGUCCGAGGAAGGCUUAAGGCCAUCAGGGUCAGGAGGCAAUAAGCGAAUGCUUUCUCCUUCAAACAGCAUAGAGCUGUCCCCUGAGUCAGAACAGCAACAAAAACGAGUUAAAGAAGAAGAGGAGAGAGAAGUGAAGUUACCUGACAAGGCAACGGUGGCUGACGUCAGUCAGGAACUCAGUCAGUCAUGUACGCAGAGCGUGACUUCUCUGAUGACACACACUGACUCUUUCCCCACUCUGCUUUCCAGCACCUGCAAUAGCUGGUGCUAUUUGAACUACAUUAAACCUAAUCCUUCUGCUCUGGAUGAACAGAAGCCGUCUGUGUAUUCGUCUUGGUCCACGAGCGGCUAUGACCCCAACCCGCCUGGCCUCUCCAGCAAGACAGCUCUCGCUCUGCUACAUUGCAAGCAGAGGCUCAGCCCGUCCAUCUACACCAUAUCUCCCAUGUCAGCCGGGACGACCGAGUCAAUGGAGCAAGAGGACAACAAAACUCCCUCUUCCACUCAGGUGUGCAGCAGCUGGGCCGAGUGCACCGACCGCGAGGAAACGAGGAAGAAGCAUCAGUCAGCGGAGGACAGCAGGUCAAAUGUUGGCCGGGAGGAGAGCGAGGAAAAGAAAAGUGCUGAGGAGGAGGAGGAGGAGAGUGUAGCGGUACAGUCAAGCUCCAGAAAUAAAGAACCUCCUCGUGUUUGGACCCCUGAGGGACGCCAGCCUCAAGUGGCCAGUCAAGGAUCUGCAAGAUUUGCCAUUCCCGCCUUGCUUCAUUUAACAGGACCAGAGGUUUGGGGCUUGUCCACAGACUGGGUGUUUGGUAGGAUCAUGGAAAGGCUCAGGUGUUUUGUCAGUGAGGAACAGUUGACAGACUUUGACUAUGUGGACGAUGGUCUUGUGGAAUCAGUGGAUGUCCUGAUUGCAGCACUUAAGAAGCUGACUGAGAAAGUGAAAUGUCUGGGUUUAGGAUUGUCCCAGAUUAAGAUUAAGAUCCAGAUUUCAGUGACUUACUGGACUUGGCCAAUGAAAGCCCAGCGUGCUCACGCCGGUCUGUCAGCUCCAGUUGCACUUGUAUCGAUCGUGAUACCACGAGCGCUAACAGACAGUUUACAGGGAGCCGCCGUGAGCGUGAAAACUGAUCCUCCUCAGUGUCUUCACACCUACAGAUCACAUGAGGAGUGCAGCGUCGUGGAGGGAGGUGGAGGGACGUGCGGGUGUGAAGAUGGUGCACGCCGCUGUCAGAGUCCCAGCGAGCUGCCAAAGUGCCCGCAGCCCUCAGCAGAGCCACCGGGGUGCCAGGGAAACGGACACAAAGAGCGCAGUGAUCAGUCCUCUGAUGUGGGGAAACGUCAGGGUGACGAGGACGAUGAUGUUAAGCAUGUCAGCCGUGAUGAAAACGAGGAGGCCAAAGUGGUUGAAAGCCCUCCUGCAUCCUGUGAUGACGGCAGUGAAGGACACGCCCACUUAAAGCCUGACCCCAGCAGAACCCCCAGAGUGACCCCCAAAGAGUCUACCCAAAAGACUACAGUCAUCCCCGCCAGUGUCAGGAGGGCGCUCUUUGCCCGGCGACGCCUCGAGCCUUCAGCAUCUACACGCUCCAGAGGUUCCUAUUCCCCAAGAAGUCUCCCCCUGACCCCACAGAGUGAGGGGUCUCCACCUCGCAGCCCGUCACCCAGACCUCUCCAGCCCCCUGCUUCCAGCCAACACUCUCUCCUGUCCUCCGUGUCCACAACCAGCUCCCUGCUGAGACUGGACUCCCCUUCAAGAGUCCAGUCCCGGCGACCAGGGUCCAGUGGGCCAUCAGGCUUCUUGGAAGCUGACCCUGCCCAGUGCCGAGGUUAUCCCCACCCAAAGGAGCAACCGACAGCGAGUCUGUCUGUGGACCAGUUUUGUCUGACCCAUGUCAACCCAAACCUGACUCGUCCUCGAGGAUCCAACAUCCUGAGUCACCUUCCCCUGCACUCCCAGCAGCCCAGCAGAGCUCCGAGCCUCUUGAUCCCAAUCGGGGGGAUCCACAUGAUCCAGCCCCGGUCCACGCUGCCCCACUACAGCCUGGUGAGCAGUCCUGCAGCCAGUCCAGCAGGGACACAGCCGCUCUGGAGAAGGAGACUGAGUGAUGGCCGGCUUUCGGUGCAGUGCCGGGCCGCUAUCAAAGAGACCGAGGUUGGCAGCCGAGCCGGCUCACCGCACCCAGAGACAGCGUGGCAAACGGCCGGCGCCCUCCCUGACUGCCAGGCGGGACUGUCGCCUUCGGACUCCGGAGAGGACCGAGUCACAGAGAGGUGUGUUUACCCCGAGACUACCCGAGGCCAAAAAAAGGCUCCUUCCUCCCGAGUGCCGCCAUGAGUGGAGGAGGAGCCUGAAGGGAAAUUGCAAAACGUCUCCA